ACACCUUCUCAUACCACUACACAAAGUCACACCAACACCAUCAACCAUCCGCAUAAGCAGCCACAAAACCCCCGCUCGCACGCCAGCAUCAGCCGCCAGACUCCCGGCUGUGCCCAAGGCCCCUAACCGUCGGCUGCAGCCAGCGAAUCGAGCCCCGCUCACACAGGCGCCACCACUGGCUGCAACACUGGCCCCACCCCUGGCCCCGCACACCGCCUGCCCCCAGGCCCCAGGCCCCGCGCCCUGCCCCCAGCCGGCUCGCGCGCCCUGCCUCCAGCCCCCGGCUCGCGCGCCCCGUGAUGACCGCCGCGCACGACCCCGGCGCCCCAACACCAACACACGUCCGCGCACCACGGCUCCACCCCCUACGCUCCUCCGGCCGGGCGCCCCUCCUCCUCAUGAACUCCGACGACUUGCCCUCCUACCCGACGCCGCAGCAGGCCACGUACGCCAUGCCCGCCCAGGCCCAGCCGCCGCGCAGACCCGCCCCGCCCAAGCACUACGCGCCGGCGCCGCCGGCCUCGCACACAUCCAGCGCGUUUCCGGGCGGCUCCGCCGCGGCGCCGCCGGCCCUGGACCCGGCGUACCAGCACACGGGGCCGUACCAGGCGCUGCCGGGCCCGCAGCAGUACCACCCCCACCCGCACGUGACGCCCGCCGCCUCGCCCCACCACCACGCGCACGUCCCGUACCAGAGCCCCGGCUACACGCAGCAGCCCCCGUCCCACCAGCACCGCCCGGCACCGCCGCCUCAGCAGUACUAUGCGGCGGGCGCGCCGCGCGUG
This is a messenger RNA of Metschnikowia bicuspidata var. bicuspidata NRRL YB-4993, 785 nucleotides long. RefSeq lists its product as uncharacterized. The record is from RefSeq and is a predicted model, not a curated record. The annotation marks the transcript as partial. The transcript is spliced from 2 exons. NCBI's taxonomy places the organism in Eukaryota, Fungi, Ascomycota, Pichiomycetes, Serinales, Metschnikowiaceae.